Hypanus sabinus (Atlantic stingray) is the source of this 7733-nucleotide messenger RNA. It is a transcript of the gene apc2, whose product is annotated as APC regulator of WNT signaling pathway 2. NCBI's taxonomy places the organism in Eukaryota, Metazoa, Chordata, Chondrichthyes, Myliobatiformes, Dasyatidae. Gene Ontology annotation, biological process: negative regulation of canonical Wnt signaling pathway; regulation of cell differentiation; negative regulation of microtubule depolymerization. Bases 45 to 7733 code for a protein of 2562 amino acids. Gene Ontology annotation, cellular component: beta-catenin destruction complex; cytoplasmic microtubule; catenin complex. Gene Ontology annotation, molecular function: gamma-catenin binding; microtubule binding; beta-catenin binding. The transcript has 15 exons. The record is from RefSeq and is a predicted model, not a curated record.
UCUCACAGCUGCUGAAUGCAGCAUCUCGCCAGACACAGUUUUUCAUGGGGUUGCUUUGGCUUCUUUCAUUUCUACAUUCUUCUCUUUUUGGAGAUGAGGUUUUGGAAGAACUCAGGAUGUCUGGGUCAACAUCUUCUUACGACCACCUUGUAAAGCAAGUCGAGGCACUGAGGAAGGAGAACUCCCACCUUCGGAGAGAGUUGGAGGACAACUCCAGCCAUCUAUCAAAGCUGGAGACGGAGACUUCAGACAUGAAGGAAAUGCUGAAGCAGCUUCAGACCAGGCUGGAGCAAGAGGCUAGCAACUUGGUGUCUACUGGGAGAACUGAAAUUCUGGACCAGCUGAAAGAGCUGAACACCGAUAUUGACAAUCUGUGUGACGUAAAGUGGCAAUCAAACAUGGUGUGCUCAGGACAAAGCACACUUGCAUCGGAACAAACAGCUGAAAGGAGCCUGGUGCAUCCUAGAGCACCACAGGUCCAAGAUAACUUACCAGCAGCACUUGGAAAGAUGCAGCAUCUGGCAGAACUUAAUGAAGAAAGGGCUCUGCUUCUUUCUGAGAUUGAAAAGGAAGAGACAGAGAAAGCCUUUUAUUGCGCUCAGAUCCAGAAUCUUGGCAAGCGAGCAGAUGAACUGUCACAAAUCAGAAGUGUUUCAAAGCACAUGGAUUUAAUUCGCCAACAGCUACAGUAUGAAGCCCAUCAGAUCAAAGCCAUCAUUGAGGAGAGAUACGGUGCAGGUGACAACACAACUGAACGACUCCAGCUGCGAAUGAACCGGAUUCAAGAGAUUGAAAAGGAGAUUCUUCAGUCCCAGCAGAAAGUGCAGGAGACCGAGACUGAGGGACGUGGAAAGUCAAAUGAUCAGGACACAGAAAGCACAAUGAAUAAUUUACCUCAAGGACUAAACAACUUGGGCAGUAAGGUGGAGAUGGUGUUCUGGCUCCUCUCCAUGCUGGCGACCCGCGACAAGGAUGACAUGUCCAGGACCCUGCUCGCCAUGUCCAGCUCCCAGGACAGCUGCGUCGCCAUGCGCAAGUCCGGCUGCCUGCCCCUGCUCAUCCAGCUCCUGCACGACAGCGAGAGAGACGCGGGGCCGGCCCGGAAUUCCAGCAGCAACAAGGAGGCUCGAGCCCGGGCCAGCGCUGCGCUCCAUAACAUCGUGUACUCCCAACCCGACGAGGGGCAGGCCAAGAGAGAAAUGCGAGUUCUACACGUGCUGGAGCAGGUGCGCUUGUACUGCGAAACGUGCUGGGAAUGGCUGGACUCCAACAGACUAGACAACAGCUCGGAAUCUAACAACUUGCCAUUGCCUAUAGAACCCCAGAUCUGCCAGGCAAUGUGUGCAAUAAUGAAGCUGUCCUUCGAUGAAGAGUACCGACGUGCUAUGAAUGAGCUUGGAGGACUGCAGGCAGUUGCCGAAUUGCUUCAAGUUGAUUGCGACAUGUACGGGGCAACCAGUGACCCUUUGAAUUCAGCCCUACGUCGGUACGCAGGGAUGGCCCUGACCAACCUCACCUUUGGAGAUGUCGUCAAUAAGGCGACAUUAUGCUCUAGAAAAGGCUGCAUGCAAAGUAUCGUGGCCCAGUUAGAGUCAGAAAGUGAAGACAUACAUCAGGUUGUGGCAAGUAUUCUGAGGAACCUUUCAUGGAGAGCAGAUGUCAACAGCAAGAGGAUCCUACGGGAAGUUGCGAGCGUUAGCGCACUGAUGCGGUGCGCCCUCAAAGCCAAAAAGGAAUCAACUCUCAAGAGCCUGCUGAGUGCCCUCUGGAACCUGUCAGCUCACAGCACUGAGAACAAAGUCGCAAUCUGUUCCGUUGAAGGGGCACUGAUUUUCCUCGUGGGUACUCUGACCUAUAAAUGUCAGAGCAAUUCACUUGCCAUUAUUGAGAGUGGUGGGGGUAUUCUACGGAAUAUUUCCAGUCUCAUUGCAACAAAUGAAGAGUACAGGCAAAUUCUCCGUGACUACAACUGCCUGCAGACCCUCCUACAACAUCUGAAGUCUCACAGUUUGACCAUUGUCAGCAAUGCUUGUGGGACCCUGUGGAACCUUUCAGCUCGAAAUUCAAAGGACCAGGAACUGCUGUGGGACCUGGGGGCUGUCAGCAUGCUGAGGAACCUGAUCCAUUCCAAACACAAGAUGAUAGCGAUGGGAAGUGCGGCUGCCCUGAGGAACCUGUUGACUAACCGCCCAGCAAAGUACAAGGAUACUACCAUGAUAUCCCCGGGCUCUUGCAUGCCCUCUUUGUACAUGAGGAAGCAGAAAGCACUGGAGGCCGAGCUCAAUGCCAAACAUUUAACAGAGACUUUCGACAGCAUUGAGAAACUUAGCCCAAAGCAUUCCAACAUCAACAAGCCACUUAGGCACAUUGAAAGUCUGGCCAAGGACUAUGCUUCUGACUCUGGAUGCUUUGAUGAUGAUGAGGGUCCCAAUAUACCAACUGGAUUAGAAACCGGAGGGCUGUCCAUGUUGUCCAUGUAUCUGAACUCCUCCUUCCUUCAAGGGCAAGCCGUGUCCCGGUGCCGUAGUACUGGAAGAUGCUCAGAGUCAGAAAGGGAUCUUGACGGGAAACAAAUGGAUGCUCAGAAAUUCAAUCCUGCCACUGACAACGUGUCGAUCGCUGCGGAGAGACUGGUCAACCAAAUAUCCACCACGGUGGCCAGAAUUGACAAAAUAGUGGAAGAUAUGUCGAACAUGCACACCUCCUCAGAGGACAGCUUUAGCCUUAGCUCAGAGGAUCAGUGCCUCGACUGGCAGUCUGCCUUAGAUGACCUGAAUGAACCCAGGACAAAGUCUUCAUCACCCCGUCACCUUGCAGACACUGUGAACUUAGGGAGACGGGAUACUCGUGGGAAAAUGCAAGGCAUCUUGGGUGCUAGGACAGACUACGCCAACUUGUCAAGUGAUAGUCUGGAGUGUUCUAAUAGCACUGGUGAAUGUGACACAAAAAGUCAAAUGAACUCAUUGAAGGAACCCUCAAGUACAGAGCAGAAGGAAGAACUUCCUAUGUAUCAGAAAAGACCAACUAAUCUGGACCUAAAGAAUGGAGAGAGCCAUCAGAUGGAUAGAAAAGAUUCUGAUGGACAGCCAAGUUCCAGAGAAUCCAAUACCUCAUGGAAUGAUGUCUGGGGGCUAAGAAAAGCAGAUGAGAUAAGCAAGAAACAAUUUUCACCCCUUUAUGAAAGGACCCACAUGCCUUCGGUCACAACAAGAAGCAGUCCUAGCCCAAGCCCAGGAAAUUCCCUGACUCCUCAGAGUUCAUCGAGCAGGAAACAGGCAUGGGUGCAUCCCGGACUUUCCCAGAGUACUAGAGAUUUGAGUCAAGGCCUCUCCAGCACAUCUGCUUGUACACCAGUCUCCAAUGACCAGGAAACCUUACAAACUUACUGUGUGGAAGAUACCCCAAUUUGCUUUUCACGUUGCAGUUCAUUGUCAUCCCUAUCGUCUGCUGAAAAUGCUCUGGAUGUACAAAUUGGUAGUGAAAAUGAUGUUGACAGUGAUUCUUCCCUGGAAAUAAUUGGCAUAGAGAAAGAAUCACCACUGACGGCCGAAAAGCCUAUAAGUGAUGAGUCUCUUGCCACAGAAGAGAUGCAACUCAAGUCCAGUGAUCAUUCCUUUAGCAUUGCAUCCCAGCCUAUUGAAAUACCUUGUCCAAAGCAUGAAAAGUUUUUGAUAAGGAAAAGAGCCGCCUCCAGAAAUAUGGAUUCCAGCCCUUCGAGUCCGUCAGACAAUUAUUUGCAAGAAACCCCACUGGUUUUAAGCCGGUGUAGUUCAGUUAGUUCACUUGGAAGCUUUGAAAGUCCAUCAAUAGUCAGUUCCAUUCAAAGUGACCCCUGCAGUGAAAUGGUAAGUGGUACAAUCAGUCCUAGUGAUUUACCCGACAGCCCCGGGCAAACCAUGCCUCCGAGUAGAAGUAAAACGCCAUUGCUGGACCAAUUGGAAAAAGAUGCCAGCCAAGCCAAUAACCAAUGGGACAGUGAGAUGAAGAAGCACAUGGAUAUCAAUGAAUUCAAGGAGCGUUUCCAACUUCCUCCAGAUAUUGACACAAUGUUGUAUUUCACGCUGGAGAAACCGAAUGAAAACUUCUCGUGUGCGUCAAGCCUAAGUGCGCUCACCCUUCAUGAGCCCUAUAUACAGAAAGAUAUUGAACUAAAGUUGAUGCCUCUUCUCCAAGAAAAGAGCUGUUUCAACUGUCUGGCACAAGAAAAGAGGGAAGACAUCAGGGAGGAACGGAGCGCUGAUGGAAUGGAGAAGGCCGACAAGUUGGAUAGCAUCUUGGAGAACUCUGAUGACGACAUUGAAAUCCUGAAAGAAUGUAUAAACUCUGCGAUGCCAACCAAGUUUAGAAAAGUGAAGACCUCACUCAUUUCCGGCUUGUCCACUCAAGUCUUGCAAUCGAAGAAGUCACUUCAGCUGCCCGUUUACAUGCUAUUGCCAGCCCAUCCUCAGCUAGAUCCAGCUGGGCACAGUACCUCCAAAAGUGACACCCUCAGAGAAGAUUCCUCAUACUCAGAUUCUGUUGAAGGUACGCCGGUCAACUUUUCCAGUUCUGCCUCCCUCAGUGACGAGACACUGGAGUAUCCUCAAAGGGAGUCACCCACCGUGGCAAAAGUUCAACCUAAAAUAACUGAGAGAAGAGAACUGAUUCCUGCAGAAGGACACAACACUGAUGACCUAGAAGUACCAAUAUCGAUCAGAAUGCAUGAUAAAAGCCUUGAACAAGGGAAUAAAUAUAACUUAAAUAGAAAUGAAGUGUGUCCCCAUUCCAGCUCAAUCCCAAGAGCUCAAUCGCAUUUUAAUGUCAAUCAAAGGGAGGUUCCCAAAAGAAAUCAGAACUCUCUACCUCUGCAACAGUGUCAAAGCCACAAUGUUCCUGGAUUCCAGUCAGGAUUCACUGCAAAGGUCUUAAGGAAGGAACAAAGUACACCAAGGCACGUGGUGAAAUUGGAUAAAAAGGAAGACAAUUGUAAGAGUGCAGAUGAUGAUGAGCAAAGAAUGGACAUUUCUGGUGGAGAAUACAUUCAUGGAAACUAUGCCUUUCAGUCCAUGCGCCACACUACACCUACUGAAGAGGCUGUUUAUUGCUUUUAUGAAAAUGAAUCUUUAGAUAGGUUAAGUGUCACAAAACAGAAAAACGGGCUGAAAAAUGAGUAUGAGGAAAAUGUCAUCAACCAAAACUUAGAAACAAAAAAUGAACCAAACCACAACUAUAAGACAACUACAAAGUUCAAAAAUGCUGGUGUAAUCAGUAAGAAUGAGCGGGCGCUAAUUACAGAUGAAAGUCCACUUUGCUUCUCCUUUAGUUCCUCGCUGAGCUCCCUGAGUGACAUGGAGUUGGAGGACUUUCAAACGAAGACUCGCAAGUCGUUUGUAAAAUCAAGGAAAAAGUCUCAAAAUUCCACUUCCAAGUCUUUCAGCCAUGGAUACUCAUCCAUGCCGACAACAAGGGAUAGCUCCCCAAGCUCACUGAGUUAUGAUUCUGAAGAUGAUCUCCUGCAGAAAUGCAUCAGCUCAGCAAUGCCAAAGAAGAGGAAGCAUUCUUCAAAGAAAUCUGAGAAGUCUGCAAAGCAAAGCCAAAAGGGUAAUGCACAAACCCACACUGGUGUGAAUGUUGCCUGGGAUUCGCAGCAGAGGAACGAUACAAGCCGAGACCUUUGCAGCUCGUUGUCAGAUCUGACGUCUCCUGACCUGGAAAGUAUCGAGUGGGAAGCUAUUCAAGAAGGUGCCAAUUCCAUAGUCACUAGUUUGCAUCAGGCGGCAGCCUGUCUUUCAAGGGAACCUUCCUCAGAAUCGGAUUCUAUUCUAUCGUUUGUGUCAGGGUUGUCCAUUGGGUCAACACUCCACUUUACGCUCGAGAGGAAGGACAAGAAAAGGACACAGAAAGAGCAAACCCAUGACUUAGAGGGUGCCGAGCGUGCUGCUAAGGAAGGGAAGAAAGUAAAUGAUCACAAAGCAACUGCAGGUAAAUCCUCCAACACUAACAGAGGUUCAAACAUACCUAAGCAACCAUCCCGGGCAGUAAGCUUACCUGUGAUCUUCAGAGGAAGGACCGUGAUUUACAUGCCUGAUAUGUUGAAAAAGUCCAAUAAUGCCAGCCUUUCUUCAAAGAAAGCAAUACCUAAGAACAACACCCCUAGCAAAAAUCCUAACCAGACUUUUAGGUCUCGAAGCUUGCAUAGACCUGGACAAACAACAGAGAAAGCUGACACAACCCUACUAAAACGAAGUGUAACUCCACCUGCAAGAAUACCAAGGGGUCCUUCGAGGGGAUCAUCAAGGAAUUCAACACCAUCCAGGCAGCCCCAGAGGAAUUUAACAACAUCGGUACAGUCCAAUAAGCAAGGAGCAAAUGUAACAAAAACCAGCAUCAAUAAAAUUGACCAGAAACCGAGACCUCAAGUCACUUCCUUGCCUUCCACUCCAAAUAUUAGAUCUCCAUCAUCAGGGAAAGUCACUCGAAGGUCACCAGUCCAAACAUCAAACAGUCAGGUACCAUGUAAGCAAAUAACUCCAGUGAAAAAACUGCCGACCUUUCAAAGGAAUGAUACUGCCACGCCAAAUAAGAACCAAGAUUCGAAGAAGGUCAUGCCUCCAAACAGGCUGGACCUGGUGAGGAUGUCCUCAGCAAAGUCAAGUGGCAGUGAAUCAGAUAAGUCUAACUUUGUGCGCCAGCUGACAUUCAUCAAGGAGUCCCCCGGCCUUCUCAAGAGGCAGAAGUCUGAAGCUUCUUCAUCUGAGUCGGUCUCAUCAUUGUCUCAGUCUGCAUCACCAAGGAGAAGCAAAUCAGAUUUUCAGGCAGCUGUCUUGCGUUCUACACAGUGCCAGGGCCUAAAGGUUGCCAAACCAGUCUCUAACAUUAAUGUGAACGAAUACAAGGUCGUAUGCAAAGAAUCAGCACUCCGGAAUGAGAAGCUGUUGAGGAGACCAAGCUCAGAAAGCCCCUCGAGGCUCCCUGUGAAAAACAGCGUGGCCUGGAAGAAUGAGCACUUUAAACGAUAUUCAUCUUCCCCUCACAUCAACGUGUUACAGCGGGCAGCAAGUCCAUCUUCCAUUCGCUCAGCGUCAUCAGAAUCCAGUGACAAGACCAGGAGCGAAGAGGAACCGCGAAGAGCUGGGAGACUUGCCAAACAAAAUGAACAACAGCUGAGAAAUAAUCAGCCCAGCUUAAAGGGAACAUGGCGAAGAAUCAAAGAUGAAGACAUUCCAUAUUUUCUCAGCAACUCUCUCCCACCUUCUGCAAUGGCACUGGUAAAUAAAUCAGAAUCUGAGCAACUGCCAGGCAAAAUGGGAGCCAUGGAAACGAGAACCAGUGAUGCUUUCGUGCAGACUGAAGAUUUUCCAAUUACAAAAACAAAUUCAAGCACAUCACCCACAUUGGACCUUGUCCCUCACCUUCAACAAGCUAUUCCCAGGAAUACCAGGAGCAGGCCAUUUAUUGGGAAAAGCUUAGAGACUAUAUAUGGCAUCCACUCAGCCGAACAGGAACCUGAUGCAGUGUUACUUAUGAGGAACAAUAUAACCACAUCCUCUGAGACUGAGAGCCACACUACAGCCCCAAGUCAUAUGCAUUUCAAUUCUAGUCGACAUGGUUCUCCAAGUAGAGCCGCUCGAGUGACUCCUUUCAAUUAUAUACCCAGCCCCAAGACAAUAAAAUCAGACAGUGGAUCUCUCCAGCCACCUCAGAUUCGAGCACCUAUUAUUAAUGAGAAAACAGUGGCUAAGGUGCAAAGCUGA